AUGGAAAAACUCAUCCCGGUCAUCAACAAGCUACAGGACGUGUUCAACACCGUGGGCCGGGAGAGUAUUCAAUUGCCACAGAUAGCCGUCGUGGGCACGCAGAGCACGGGAAAGAGCUCCGUCCUCGAAAACCUGGUCGGUAGGGACUUCUUGCCGCGCGGUGCCGGAAUAGUCACCCGUCGUCCGCUAGUUCUCCAAUUAGUGCACAUCAACGCCGAGGACUCCGAGUCGCAGUGGGGCUGGGGGAAGUUUCUCCACACGGCCGAGAGAAAGUUUUUCGAUUUCGCGGAGAUUCGCGACGAAAUUGCGAGCGAGACGGAAAAAGUGGCCGGGGCUAACAGGGGCAUAAGCUCUGACCCAAUCCGCCUGCGAAUUUUCUCCCCCCACGUCCUUAAUUUAACCCUCAUCGAUCUCCCGGGCAUCACUCGUGUUCCCGUGGGCGACCAACCCGAGGACAUCGAGAAGCGAAUACGGGAGAUGAUCGAGCAGUACAUAUCCAACCCCAAAUGCAUCAUUCUCGCCGUGCACGCCGCAAACACCGACCUGGCGACUUCGGAAGCCCUGAAACUCGCCCGUGAAAUCGAUCCCGAGGGAAAGCGGACGCUGGCCGUCUGCACAAAACUCGAUAUCAUGGACGAAGGGACGGACGCAGUGGAUCUCCUAACGGGGAAGAUCAUUCCCGUGAAGCUCGGUAUCAUCGGUGUCGUGAAUCGCAGCCAACAAGACAUCAUUGAUUGCAAGUCGAUUGAGGAGGCGCUCCGUGACGAGGAGGUGUUUCUACGGCAACACUACCCAGUUCUCGCGGGGAGAAAUGGGUCCAAGUACCUGGCGCAGACGCUGAAUCGUCUUCUGAUGCAGCACAUCCGUGACACGCUCCCCGUUCUGAGACACGAAAUCAGCUCCAAGCUGUCGAUUUACGAGUCCCAACUCCAAGAAUUGGGCGAACCGAUCAAGGAAAAGGGGCCGGCGUUGCUCCAGGUUCUCACAAAGUUUGCCUCGAACUACUGCCACAAGAUCGAGGGCACCUCGAGAGAUAUCGAGACGCAUCAACUGUCUGGUGGUGCCCGGAUCUGCUACAUUUUCCAUCACAUAUUCUCCGAGACUCUCGGCACCAUAGCGCCCCUCGAGGGGCUGCAACGCUCCGAUAUUCUACACGCCAUUAGCAACGCAAUGGGCCCGCGGCCUGCACUGUUUGUCUCGGAAAUGGCGUUCGAAUUGUUGGUCAAGCGACAGAUCCGCCUGCUUCUCCAGCCCAGUCUACAAUGCGUGGAGCUCGUGUACGAAGAGCUGCAGAGAAUCAUACAGUAUUGUCUGUCGCACAUUCGGGAGUUUCAGCGGUUUCCGACUCUCCGCGAACAGAUGAACACAGUGGUGAUGGGGUUACUGCGCGAGCGUCUCCCACUGACCAAUCAGAUGGUUGAGAAUCUGAUUCGAAUCGAGCUCGCUUACAUCAACACGAACCACCCUGACUUUGUUGGUGGAACACGUGCAGCGUACGAGGCUUACAUGGUGGCACAGACAGUAAAAGUGGGGGGCAGUGGAGUUGUUGAGCCUCACGCAACAGGUAGCAAAACCGGUUUGCAAGUUGACGUACCAUCAGCUCAACCCGGUUUUCAGCGAAAUCUGUCGUCUUUGUCUGGACCCCAGGGAAAAGGCUGGCUGUCUUCGAUGCUCUCUGGGAGAACAACCAAGACAAGCGAGAGCGGAUCCUCUACAGACGCAGCUGCCCCUGUCGUCGAGGGGUUAAAUGACUUAUCGAUGGACAGGAUUGACCUUCGUUAUUUGGCAGACACGCAGCCUGGCGCCGCAAUAAACCGACAACAAUUUGACUGCGAAUUGAUCGAGAAACUCAUCCGCUCGUACUUUGUCAUCGUUCGGCAGAGCAUCCAGGACAGCGUCCCAAAAGCCGUCAUGCACUGCCUCGUGAAUUUCGUUAAGGACGACUUGCAGCACCGGCUGGUGAGCGAACUCUACCGCAUAGAGUCGUACGAUGCGCUCAUGGACGAAUCGGAGGAGAUCUUCACACGGCGGAGAGAGAUCGGCGAGAUGGUGAAGGCACUUCAGAAGGCUGCGGAGAUCCUCAGCGAAAUUCGCGAUUUGCAGUUCGAGUCGAAGUACGUCGGCUUCUCCGACUAUGAGUACUAG
This is a messenger RNA of Geodia barretti, 2145 nucleotides long. The record is from the annotation of a GenBank genome assembly. Lineage: Eukaryota; Metazoa; Porifera; Demospongiae; Tetractinellida; Geodiidae.